AUGGCUGUGUUGUCAUCACUUGUCAGCAGUAUUCUUCUGCUCCUGGUCGAAUUACAAGGCGUGUGUGGGCAGCAGGCGUUCAGGACCGAGCCGAGGAACGUGACCGUGAGGGCUGGAGCCACGGCUCUGCUGAAGUGUGAAGUGCUGAGGGCCUCGGGGACCGUGCAGUGGGUGAAGGAUGGCCUGCUUUUGGGGCCACACAGGUCUCUGCCCGGCCACCCACGCUACACCAUGACUGGUGAUGAGAACAGAGGGCAAUACCAUCUCCAGAUUAAAGACGUUCGCCUAGAAGACGACUCCCCCUACGAAUGCCAAGUGGGCCGCUCUGAAACCAGUCAUCCCAUCGUCUCACGCACUGUGUGGAUCAAUGUGCAAAUUCCUCCAUCGAAGCCCAGAAUCACGCAGGACUCAGAGGAGCCGUGGGUAGAGGGGAACGAGUACACUGUGACCUGCAUCGCUCCCGAUGCCAAACCGGCUGCUGAUAUCAUUUUGUUUAAAGACGGAGAGAUGUUGACAGAUACAACAUCUUACACGACGGCCGGCUCUGAAGAUAAACUCCUGGACACUUACAGUAAAGUUACUAUCAGACCGCAUCGUUCAGACGACGGCCGACCCCUGCUCUGUCGAGUCAAGAACCCAGCUCUCAGCCAGGCAUUGGAAACCAAACUUUUAAUGAAAGUAUACUUCCCACCCCAGCCUCCAGUGAUAGAGGGAUUGAGGGGUGAAGAGGUGAAAGCCGGUACCUAUCUCCGGCUGGUCUGCCUGUCAUACGGAGGAAACCCUUUGGCUACUUUGCACUGGACUAAGAACAGUGAGGUGUUGUCCACUAAUUGGGAACUGGACAUUAACUCUGGUAAGGCCAGUAGUACUCUGCUGAUGGACGUGAAGCCGGAAGACAACAAUGCUGUGCUACAAUGUGAAAGUGGUAAUCAGGUGACCCGAUCUCCUAUGGUCAUCACUCGCACCAUCUCCGUCCUAUUUGAGCCCUCUAAUGUGGAGCUAAGUGGCUCCUCUGAAGCUAUAGAAGGAACAGAGUUGAAUAUGUGGUGCUCCACAUCCUCCAGUAAUCCACCAGCUCAUAUCCGCUGGUGGCUUGGCUCCAAGGAGCUGAAUACGACUGACAUCACCAUUACUGAGGGAGAGAAUGGUGGGAUGAUGACAUUCUCUAACCUGACUCACACCGUGUCCAGGGAGGAAGACAGACUGUUGCUUACAUGUGAAGCGUUUAAUAAAGGCACAAGAUUUUCCAAAAUCCAAACCAAAACGCUUACUGUGUACUAUCCUCCUCAGAAGGUUUGGUUAGAUGCCCCUAAAAAAGGAACCUUCCUCCGUUCAGGGAUGAUUAUUCGGCUGGUGUGUUUUUCUAGUGGAGGAAACCCUACAGGCCGCUUGACCUGGUUGAAGAAUAAUAAAGUUGUGCAGACGACAUCGAAACACAUCCAGUCUGAGCGUGGUGUGUCACGAGAGUUCCUUCUCACUCUCCAACCCAGUGAUAAUUUAGCCACGUAUCGCUGCGAGGCCACCAACGAGGCCAAGAAAGUACGAUCAGCUGAAACUACACUCGAGGUCCAGUUCCCCGCAGUAAGUUUGAAGAUUGUGGUGAAAAAGAAGAAGUUGCAUGCAGGAGAAACGAUCAAGAUGGAGUGUCUAGCUGGAAGCAGCAAACCAACAGCUAACAUCAGCUGGAGUCUGGGUAGCACCAGUCUUUUAGAAGAGGGGACUACCGCUAAGAAUUCGUCGUAUGGCGGUGUGUCAGUCACCAGCGUUCUGGCGCUCCCUCUCUCUUCUCAUCUACACGGCAGCAGGAUCACCUGUCAGGCCUUCAGCGCUGCACUCUCAGAGCGGGUCAACACCUUCUACACACUCAACGUCCUCUUUCCUCCUGAGUUUGCUGAAGACCAGCCGAGCCUGAUCCCAGUGAGUGAAGACAACGUCGCCAGGCUUCCUGUUAAAGUCUCAGGCAAUCCAGACGAUAUCGCCUGUGAGUGGAUAUUCCAGGACGAGAAGGUGCUUAGAGAUCGGGAUCAUCGUUAUCACUUCCCACAAGCCUGGGAUCUGGAGAUUUGGAAUGUGACCAGGCGUGAUGCGGGUGUGUACACGGUGGAGUGUUCCAACGCAGAAGGAAAGAACAGCACCAACAUCACAUUGGACGUCCAGUAUCCCCCCAUUGUGAAGAUGAAAACGGAUCCUGUGCAAGUAAACGUCGGAGACACUGCAGAUCUGUUCUGCAUCGCUGAUGCCAAUCCUGUGACUGAUGACAUGUUUUCCUGGAAGUGGAUGGGCGAUGGUGAGCGUGAGGAUUUGGGAGAGUCGAGUCAGGAUGAAUCAACUGGACUUCUGACCGUUUAUGAGGUGACCCGAGCUCAUGCAGGUCCUUACCAAUGCACUGCAAACAAUGGCAUAGCGCCCCCUGCCAGUGUUGUGGGUCAACUUGUUGUACGCUUUGCUCCAGAGCUGCAGAAGGGGCCACAGUGGAAGAAAGUGGCGAGUCGAGGAGACGGUACUACUGACGCUGAUGUGAUUUGUCAGGCUGAAGGAGUGCCACGUGUCCAAUUCACCUGGGCGAAGAAUCGCAUACCACUAAACUUUGACAACCCUCGGUAUCUAGAAAGGACAGUAAAAGAGGGGGCCAUACACACCAGCACACUGACUGUAGUAAAUGUGAGUGCAGUUCUGGAUUAUGCCGUGUUUACCUGCACUGCCCGGAACAGCCUCGGAGAGGACACACUUGACAUCCAGCUGCUCAGCACCAAUUACCCAGACCCCCCAUCAGACCUGAAGCUGCUUCGCGUCUCCUCAAACUCAGUCACUCUGGAGUGGAUGCCUGGCUUUGACGGAGGACUCACUCAGAAUUUCCGAGUCAGGUACAAGUGGGCAGGGUCUGCCAGUUACCUGUACGUUGAUGUUUUUCCUCCGAGAUCCACCGUCUACACAGUGAGCGGCUUGAAUCCUUCCACCACCUACAACUUCUCAGUUAAUGCCAUUAACUCGAUCGGAGAAAGCGGCUAUGCUGAUAAUGGUGCAAUACUAAACGUCACCACUAAGGAUCCUGAUCCAGCAGGAGACGAGACCCAUCCUGAAGCUCCGAAGCGUGAAGAAGUUCAAGCUAUACCGGUGUAUGUCAUCCCCAUUCUCGUGGGAAUCUUCCUGCUGGGCAAUGCCUUAGGCUUCUUUCUGUUGGUCAGGUGGAGGAAGGGACAGAGUCUGAAAGAGGGAGCAGUCAGCUUUUCAGAGGGCAAGAGGAGCGAUGAGGGGUCAUCAGUGAGCAGCAGAGAACCGAUCAAUGCCUCUGCACAGCGAACCCUUCUCAUCAACACAAGCUCAGAGGUAGACACCAGUGGCAGCAGCAGCAUCUACGAGUGCUAUGGAGAGAGCAAUCACUAUUACUACCCCACUGAUGCCUUCAGUCCUGCUCUUUAUACUCACCUGGAGACACCAGAGAAACUUGAUAGCAGAAACAUAACAAACCCGUUCAACCAUGAUUAUGAGGAAGUCCGGGACAUUGGCCCAUACCAGGAUCUGUUUGGGUUGAAUCGCCUACCUUCAACUACAUCCACUUAUAAGCAGGGUGCAUGGUUUGGUGCAGCGGAUUUGUAUCCAGUGAGUGGCGUGAACAAUUAUACCACUUACAAUCACAAAAAGAACUCUGAAUUGCCCUUUGAACUGAGGGGUGAGCUGGUCUAAGAACUCAGAGCAUGACGAACGUGUUUAAGGACCUACAACCCAAUCAGGUCGACAAAAAUUUAGGGUUAAAGGAGUCUGGCAAAAUCUAUCACGAAUUAACUUGGCUACAUCUUAAACUGGAAUAAAAAUAUAUAUUUUUAAUAAAAUCUUGACAACAAAGCUGAAUUAUCAUAACAGGAUCAAAACAACAAAUGCAUAUAGCUAAAUUGAAAUUAAAACAACUAUUGUUAUUUAAAUGAACUAUUUAACUAUUUAAACACAUGACUUGAGCAAAUCCAAAAAUCAGUUCCAAAAAGAUAGUCAGGUAUUCUCUUUAGAAGUAACACUGAAUGAGGGUAAAGUUGAGACUUCAAGUACACAUGUGAAGUCACAAAUGGCAGUCACAAAAUCAACAGCAUGACAAUACCUGGAAGAGGAAGCCAUAUCGAGAAGGCCCAUGUUCAUAGCCAAAUGUCAUUCAGCUGUAUGAAAUGGCAGCCCAAUCCCUGGAACCUAGUCAAUUUGACCAUUCAAGAUCUGCAAGCAUCCAAAUCCAAAUACUACAUGAAAAACAUCUCCAAACAAGGAGGGGAUGGUUUAUGCUGCUUAUGUAAGAGAUGUGACGAAACCAUCCAUCACAUUGUUAGUGUUUGUGAAACAAAGGCCAACAUGUGACAUAACAACCUGGUGAAAUACAUCAACUGGUCACUAGCCAAGGACAACAAGUUAUGUGCCGUGUCAAUGGUGACACUGGAUAAGGUCAUGGAUAACCCCUCAGCCCAAAUCCUUUUGGUAAUCUCUGUGUAAACUGACACUAAGGUUGAUAAUAACCGACUUGACAUCAACUAUAUUGACUUCCUCAUCAACCAAACCUAUCUAAUAGAUGCACCGGUUCCGUGUGUAAGUGAAGUGCCUACCAUCCAAGUCUCUUGGGGAAGUCUUAUGAUCUUGGGUUGCUUCAGUUGGUCAGGUCUAGGUUCAGCAGUGUUAUGUUCCCAAAAAAUGAGGUCAGCUGAAUACCUAAAUACUUUAGAGGACUAUUUUUUUUCAUAAAUGGAUUUUUCCUCCCUGAUGGCAUGGGCAUAUUCCAAGAUGGCAAUUAUAGGAUUUAUCAAGAAUAAAUUGUGAAAAAGUGGUUCAGGGAACAUGAUACACAAUUUUCACACAUGAAUAGGCCACACAAACCUUAACCCUACUGAGAAUCCUUGGGAUUUUCUAAAAGACAAUAAAUGUGACAUUUUAUAAACUUUUCAAAACAAUGUCACAGACAUAAUCAAAGCAAAAGAUUGUUCAAUUAAAUAUUAGUGUGUGACAAGGGGGUGUAUAUUUGCCUUCAGUGGCUGAUUUGGUCUUUUUAUUGAAACUGUACUAUAUGUAAAAUUAUUAGAUUAUUGGCCAAAAUAUAUAAACAAACUAAUAAAAAAAAUAAACCUAUUAAAAUUUACUAUUGAAAUGCAAACUGCAUACAGUGCUGUUUUUGGUGAUAUGGCAUUAUUUUAAAGUAAAGUAUGUGCAAAAUCUUGCAAUAUACACUUUUACUUUGUUACACAUUUAUGCUUUACUGAAAAACAAAAUUUUAAAAAAUCACAAUGGGUUUGACAUUUUGUUGGUAACACAGCAGUGUAUUUUUGUGCAAGGUCAUACUUUUUAGGUCUGUAGUCAUAUUGUUUUUUGGGAAAGCUGAGAGGACAGCCUGACAAUGUCCAAGGUGAAGAUUUCAAGGCCAUUGCUGUGUGAUUCCUGGAAGUAAACAAUACAGCCUUAUCUUACAAUAUCCUUAUUUUAUUCUCUUAUCUUUUCACAUGAUCUAUUGGAUAGUAUCUGUCAUACCAAACUGGUUAUACAGAAUUGGAAGGGAAAUUACAUUCUUGGAAAGGUACUUGGGAAAGAGAAUGUAUUUUAGCAUGCAAGAUUUUAGGCUGUAUAUGAACAGUUAGUCACAGUGUUAAUAACCCAGUAGCAUAAAAUAAUUAUUUGGGGAUAAAAUAAUGAA
Molecule: messenger RNA, 5656 nt
Organism: Clarias gariepinus (North African catfish)
Lineage: Eukaryota; Metazoa; Chordata; Actinopteri; Siluriformes; Clariidae
Gene: nphs1
Product: NPHS1 adhesion molecule, nephrin
Exons: 29
Coding region: 1-3684 (1227 amino acids)
Biological process (GO): cell-cell adhesion
Cellular component (GO): cell-cell junction
Molecular function (GO): cell adhesion molecule binding
Source: RefSeq, a predicted model, not a curated record